GGUCGAUUCGAAUCGUCCAGAACGGGGACUAUGCGCUGGGUUGGUACUAUCCAAUGCAAUGCCAGCAGAGCACAGAACGAGGUAGCCUGGGGCUCUUCACCGCAAUCGGAAAAUCGGCAGUUGUUAACGCGCCACUGAAUAAACCUCAGAAUAGCACUUUGACAUGGACGGAAUCCGUCGGUGUAUGGGCGCAUCUCUUCUGUGGUAUAUAUAUUCUGAUACCAGCCUUCCGUCAACCAUUUGAGUCGCCGUCAUGAACUACCAUCCCACGAUCACCGAUCAGGGCGUGACACGCACUGAUACUAUGCAGCAAUGCUGUAAACGUGACUGUCAGUCCCUACGGCCUGCCACACUGGCAGCAAAGAUAGCACGUCCCCCCCAGUUCACCAUCUCUUGCUUUCACAUGCUCGUCACUGAACGUCUGAUUCUCCGCUCUUACGUCGAGAGUGACCUCGAUGACCUCCUUCGCCUCUGGAACGAUCCACUCGUCCAGCCCCUUGUUACCAACGCCAACGUCACUCUUCUUGGUCCGAGGUUCAAGGAGUCACUCCGAGCUCAGAUGGAGCAGGCGACCUUUGGUGCCAUAAUUGUGCUUAAGGAGACCGGGGAAUUCAUGGGUCAGGGAUCAGUAACCAUUCUCGAACCAAAGAAUCGCGAUGGCACGCUUGGGAUCUGCUUGCUUCCAAAAUUUUGGAGCAAUGGAUAUGGGACCGAGGCGACAAAAUUUAUGAUCGAUCAUUCGUUCAAGUGGUUCGGUUUGAAUAGAAUGUCCCUGGGAGUCUUUGCGCAUAAUGCACGAGCAAUUGCGCUCUAUGAGAAACUUGGGUUCGUAAUGGAGGGCAGGAAGCGACAGGCAGUUUGGAUGGACAAUCGGUGGGAAGAUGCUUUGACUAUGGGCAUAUUGCGAGACGAAUGGGAAAAAAAGCAACAGUGAUAAGGAGUGUAUGACAUACUCGCUCUCUUAAUCAAUUUGACGGGAAGUCUGCAUCAUAAAUACGCUUGUCGGCAAAGGGACUUUGCUGACUUGGCAAAUGCACAAAAGACUGACUCUGCAUCACGCGCAGCGCACU
Molecule: messenger RNA, 1070 nt
Organism: Suillus paluster
Lineage: Eukaryota; Fungi; Basidiomycota; Agaricomycetes; Boletales; Suillaceae
Product: acyl-CoA N-acyltransferase
Exons: 6
Coding region: 254-934 (226 amino acids)
Molecular function (GO): acyltransferase activity, transferring groups other than amino-acyl groups
Source: RefSeq, a predicted model, not a curated record